UUUCAAAAUUCCAUAAUUUUCUCAAAUAAAAAUGGGGGAUUUUAUCACGUACUGGUCAGAAAUCUUUGUCCUCAUUGUUUCUCUUCAGGAUUUUGAGUAUUUACGGUAUUUACUAACUAAAGGAAGCAGCUUGAAAGAAUAACAUAUACAGCUCUCACUCCUGUCUUUGGCCUGGACACAUGCAGUAACAAACCAAUUACCUAGAAAGGAAACCCCCACCAAGGUAAUCCUGGAGCUACCGUAAUCACCAGCCUCAGAAACAAAGUAAACCUUUGGGAUUCCACAGGUCUAUUAAAAGAAACUCUAGAGGUGAGACUUUAAACCAAAGUCUGGUUACGUCCGUGCAAAGAGAAAAUCCUGUGGGUAUCAGAGUAUGGACUGACGCAGUACAAGUGGGGCCAGCCAUGGGGCAGGCACAUCAGACAGAGAACAAUGAAGAAAUUGAUGUGAAAGCUCUUCAGGAUAUGUAUAAAAGAUUUGCCACGGAGUGCCCGAGUGGACAACUUUUCCUACACGAGUUCAAGCGUUUCUUUGGUGUGGAGCCAACGGGCGAGGCCUCUGACUAUGCAGAAAAUAUGUUUCGUGCUUUUGACACUAAUGGAGACAAUACUAUAGAUUUCCUGGAGUUUGUGGCAGCACUGAAUCUGGUUUUUAGGGGCGACCUGGAACAUAAAUUACGCUGGUCAUUCAAGGUAUACGAUAAAGAUGGUAAUGGCUACGUGGACCGGAAUGAACUUCGCUCAAUUAUUGAUAGCAUAUAUAAAGUGAAGAAAGGAACAAAGACAGACUCCAGUGUGGUACAACAGUCCGUGGAUGAGGUUGUUGAUCGACUACUGCUGGCCGUCGACACGGAUGGAGAUGGUCAUAUCAACAUGGAAGAGUUUAUAAGAGGUGCAAAGCAGGACCCCUGGGUGCUGGAUUUGUUAAAGUUAGACAUUAACCCUGCUGGGUGGGUGCUAGAACAGAGGAGAAGAAGUGCAUACUUCUGAAAUAUGAACCACAUGUGCAUAAAGACAGAAGAUUUAAGGCCUUAAAUUACAUUUAUUAAAUAUGUAAAAAUCUAAAUUCAUUAUUUUCUGCCUUUUUAUAAAAGUAUUUUUGAUUCUUACUGCUACCUCAUAGCACACUUGACUGUCUUUUUUAAAAAACCCGCUAAUGUUGAUAAAUAUUCUUGAAUUACCUGACCUGAAUAAGUACAUGCAUUUAUUUAGAGCUGUGUUAUUAUUUGUGUGUCUGUGUGUACCUAUUGCAAUUGAUAUUGUCCAUGGUACUGCAUAUUCACUGUGCUAAUUUAUGACAUUGUAAAGUAGCAUAAAGAUUAUGUUUUGAACACGCAAACAAAUAAACAUGUUUAAAAAAAUAAAAUUCAAAUAAUUGUGUAGCUUAUCAAUAAACCCUUGUAAAGAAAACGUAACAAACAUGUUUUACUUCCGGUAGUGAUUCAAAGAACCAAAACUGCUUCUAGUUGCAUACGCUGUACACUGUCACCCUCUGCUGGUGUUUCUGUGUCACAGCUACCUGAAUAAUCUCUGCCUGCCUCUCAUUAUUUACACUCUCUAUCCAUGCUAUUGUGGGGUUUUUUUUUCUUCAAUGAUGAAGUUCAACAUACAGCGGUAAAACAAACAAGCAAAAACUAGACUUCUUUAAAUGGUCUAUAUGCUUUUAUUUUGAAGUAACUGCAG
Messenger RNA from Cynoglossus semilaevis (tongue sole), 1682 nucleotides. Its product is annotated as guanylyl cyclase-activating protein 2-like. Lineage: Eukaryota; Metazoa; Chordata; Actinopteri; Pleuronectiformes; Cynoglossidae. Gene Ontology annotation, cellular component: cone photoreceptor outer segment; photoreceptor inner segment. Gene Ontology annotation, biological process: visual perception. The transcript has 4 exons. Gene Ontology annotation, molecular function: calcium ion binding; calcium sensitive guanylate cyclase activator activity. The coding region runs from base 405 to 989 and encodes 194 amino acids. The record is from RefSeq and is a predicted model, not a curated record.